This is a messenger RNA of Hypoxylon fragiforme, 615 nucleotides long. RefSeq lists its product as uncharacterized. The transcript has a single exon. Bases 179 to 487 code for a protein of 102 amino acids. The record is from RefSeq and is a predicted model, not a curated record. Lineage: Eukaryota; Fungi; Ascomycota; Sordariomycetes; Xylariales; Hypoxylaceae.
AAAUAAAUCGAUACUUUCGGCCAACCUACCAAUAGUUAAGUACCAAUAAAGCGAGGGAUGAUGAUAUUGAUGGAGAAAAUAUAAAAUGAUUUUGUGCCUCCGAUUGAUAUCAAAACCAUAGCUACUCGCACUGGGAAUGAUGGUUAACGAAAACUUGGAAUAGUUUGAUAAAAGGAAGAUGUUGGACAAGCGCCACAGUGUCUCAGUGCGAAUAAAUAAACAUUCGUUGUCAGACGGUCUGACUUUAACAAUGAAUAGUCCACAUCAGAAGGAGCAGGUGUUUACUGUGCACGUUGCCUGGGGUUGGUUGGUGGUGUUGGCAGUGUUGGUAGGUGCAUCAUCGAAUAGCCUAAACAACACGUAUCCUGUGUCCUGUGUCCUUUUCACCUGGUUGAAAUUCCAAUAUUGGGUGUCCUUUCUUUUUCUUCAACACAUGAUAUUCUUUGGCUUCAACAUUGAAAGUUACAAUCGGUACAAUUACCUUUAAAUGUUGGGUACAUACCCACCUAGGUUAGGUAGGUACCUGGUAGGUAAUUAGUACCUAGUACCAUAUGGAUGGCAUUGGAUGCUGAGAGAGCUAGAGGUACUUGGUAACAAUCGACUAUACGUAUGAGC